AUGACUGAGAUACUCUCAGAGCCCCAGAACACAGAGGAAAUCAGCUCCAUCGAGCAGAAAACCAGGGUUGAGAGAAAUUCUGUGUAUGAGCAGUGUGUGAAUGAAGCUUUGAAUCCACACUCUAAGCCCAAACCAACACAGAACAAACCCACAGAAAUGAAACCCACUCAAUCCAAACCCACAGAGACCAAAUGCACUCAAUCAAAACCCACAGAGACUAAACCCACUCAGUCCAAACCCACAGAGACCAAAUGCACUCAAUCAAAACCCACAGAGACUAAACCCACUCAGUCCAAACCCACAGAGACUAAACCCACUCAAUCCAAACCCACAGAGACCAAAUGCACUCAAUCAAAACCCACAGAGACUAAACCCACUCAGUCCAAACCCACAGAGACUAAACCCACUCAAUCCAAACCCACAGAGAUUAAACCCACUCAAUCCAAACCCACAGAGACUAAACCCACUCAAUCCAAACCCACAGAGACUAAACCCACUCAAUCCAAACCCACAGAGACUAAACCCACUCAAUCCGAAGACACAAAGACCAAACCAACACAGACCAACCCACUCAAUCCACACUAA
Molecule: messenger RNA, 585 nt
Organism: Tachysurus vachellii
Lineage: Eukaryota; Metazoa; Chordata; Actinopteri; Siluriformes; Bagridae
Product: salivary glue protein Sgs-3-like
Exons: 3
Coding region: 1-585 (194 amino acids)
Biological process (GO): negative regulation of protein sumoylation
Molecular function (GO): calcium ion binding
Source: RefSeq, a predicted model, not a curated record